CAACAUCCUUUUUCACACACAGAAACAGAGCAAUGACUAAGCUCAACAUCAUCGACAUUGCCACCCUCUUAUCUCUUCUUCUCACUUCAACCCAAGCCACACUCCUCGGAGGACCAUGGCAAACCGCCCACGCCACCUUCUACGGCGGCAACGACGCCUCCGGAACAAUGGGUGGCGCGUGUGGUUACGGGAACUUAUACAGCCAAGGCUACGGCGUCAACACGGCGGCAUUGAGCACCGCACUAUUCAACAACGGCUUAAGCUGCGGCGCGUGUUUUGAAAUAAAGUGCGCAAAUGAUCCUACCUGGUGCCACGCUGGCAGCCCUUCCAUAUUAGUAACUGCCACAAAUUUCUGUCCACCAAAUUAUGCUUUACCAAGUGAUAAUGGUGGUUGGUGUAAUCCUCCACGUGCACACUUCGAUCUCGCCAUGCCUAUGUUCCUCAAAAUCGCUCAGUAUCGCGCCGGCAUUGUCCCCGUAUCUUACCGCCGGGUAUCGUGUAGGAAGCAAGGAGGGAUAAGAUUCACGAUCAACGGUUUUCGUUACUUUAAUUUGGUUUUAAUCACCAACGUUGCGGGUGCAGGGGAUAUCGUGAGUACUAGUGUGAAAGGUUCGAAAACAGGUUGGUUGAGUAUGAGUCGUAACUGGGGGCAAAAUUGGCAAUCAAAUGUUGUUUUGGUUGGUCAGACACUUUCCUUUAGGGUGACAGCAAGUGACAAACGCACUUCAACUUCUUGGAAUAUUGCUCCUUCUAAUUGGCAGUUUGGUCAAACUUUCAGUGGCAAGAAUUUUUAAGGAUAGUGAAGAAAAUUGGAAAAGUGCUUUUUUUAUAAGUUGUACUAAUUUGAAUUUUACUUGGAAUGUGGAUAUGAGGGAAACAAGGUAGAGAAAAAUAGGGAGGAAAAAGGAGGAUUAUGAUAGUGACUAUGAAAGUUUUUAAGGUGUGUUUGGUUAUGGGGUUUAUAAGUUUUAUAGAAUUUUUCUUUUUAGUUUAUAGAUUAUGUGAAAUUUGUAAGAAGCUGAAGUGGCUUCAAAGUUCAAAUUCACUAGCCCGCAGCUAUGUUUUUAUGUAUUUUACAUGUUAUUAUACAAUGUUUUAUAUUAUGUGAGAAAA
Vicia villosa (hairy vetch) is the source of this 1113-nucleotide messenger RNA. Its product is annotated as expansin-A16-like. Gene Ontology annotation, cellular component: extracellular region. The transcript is spliced from 3 exons. Bases 33 to 794 code for a protein of 253 amino acids. Gene Ontology annotation, biological process: plant-type cell wall organization. The record is from RefSeq and is a predicted model, not a curated record. Lineage: Eukaryota; Viridiplantae; Streptophyta; Magnoliopsida; Fabales; Fabaceae.